AAUGCACACUUAAAACAACUUUAUCUAUAAUUAAUAAGGGUAUAUGUAUCCUUAAUAAUACAUGUACCCACAUCCACCUCCAAAUUAUGUUUUCCCUCAAUAAAUUUAACCUGCUUAAUUUUAUUAUAUGAAUCCAUAGAAUCCAGCUAUGUAUUAAUAUAAUAUUGGAUAAUAAUAAUAAUAAUAAUAAUAACAAUAAUAAUAAUAAUAAUAGUAGAGAAUUAAAUGUAAUCAACCUAAAACAAAAGAAUAAGAUAUCAAAUAAUAGAAGUAAUAAGUAGUUAAAUAACAAAAUAAUCCAAUCAUGUAAUAAUAGAUGGAAAUGCAAAAGACAAACAUAAAAAUAUUAUCAGAAUAAUAGAUUAGAGAUUAGGUAGGCUCUAUUACAAAACAAGGUUUUUGCCAUUAUUGCAAUAAAAAUGGGAAAAUGUGUUAUUAUUGUUUCAGUAAUUAUAAAUCAACAGAUUGCAGACAUGGAUUUUGCUUUGAUUGUUUAAUGUUUAAAUUUAAAGUAAAAGUUGAAUAUAAUCAAUUAGAUCAACCCAAUAAAGAUAUUACUUAGACCUGAUUGGAGUUGUCCUAUUAAAAGUAAAUAAUGUAUGUGUAGUCGAUGCUCAAAUAUAAAUCAUAUGGAUUCCGAUUAAUUUAUUUCCAAUGACUCAGUGGAGAGUUGCAAUAAAUAUGCACAUAUAAUAGAGAACACUAAGAAGAUUAAGAAACAAUAUUCGAAAAAGAAGAAUAUAAUCAGAGAAAUGUUUUAAGUGAAGUUUUAACAAUUAGAUCCAAAAAAGAAGAAAUAAUAAUAGGUAUAUCAUAGGAAUUAAGGUAGUCAAUGAAGAAGACUUUAUUACUUAAUAAGAUUAAGAAACAAAUGUAAUUCUCUUAGGAAUGCAUUUUGAAAUUGAAAUAAAAGCAUAGCCAAAACGAUGAAUAAAUAUUGCAUCAGGUUGUCAGAUAUAAUUUUGGUUCCUUGAUCGAUUUAUUUAAAGAAUAUAAAUAGGCUUGA
Messenger RNA from Paramecium pentaurelia, 1006 nucleotides. NCBI's taxonomy places the organism in Eukaryota, Ciliophora, Oligohymenophorea, Peniculida, Parameciidae. The record is from the annotation of a GenBank genome assembly.